This is a messenger RNA of Camarhynchus parvulus, 5134 nucleotides long. It is a transcript of the gene KCNRG, whose product is annotated as potassium channel regulator. The transcript has 2 exons. Gene Ontology annotation, cellular component: endoplasmic reticulum. Bases 493 to 1323 code for a protein of 276 amino acids. Gene Ontology annotation, molecular function: protein binding. The record is from RefSeq and is a predicted model, not a curated record. Gene Ontology annotation, biological process: negative regulation of delayed rectifier potassium channel activity; protein homooligomerization. Lineage: Eukaryota; Metazoa; Chordata; Aves; Passeriformes; Thraupidae.
AUGAGUUCUCUGAAGUGCCCUUCUUCCAGGGCAUACGGUACUGAAAAUGUCUUGCCUGAAGCACAUUUAACCUCUUUUUGCAGUGGCCGUGUGAACAGCAGUGCAUGGAAUGAAAACGUUGAACUGACAUUUCUAGAAAACAAACAUAAUGUGUGCCAUCCUUCAGGAAUAUUUGUUGGUCUCUCUCAAGGUUCAUAAAUUGUGACAGUCAAUUCACUGUAUUCUGGUAGUCCUUGCAAGCUGUUCAUUUCAAAAAUAAAACAUUAAAUUCCAAGAAUUCAAAGUCUCCAAGCAACCAAACCCAGCAAACAAAACUAUUGUACAUGAUAUUUACAUCUUUGUUGCCUGGGAAUCCUGUUGCUGCUCCACACCUCGCUCCAAACACUUGCUAAAAGCAUGCAAUGGUUUUUGCAGCUGCCUUGCAGUUUAGGAAGGAUCAAGUCACAGAGGUGUAGAUCAGAGAGCUGCAGUUCCUGAGUGGCUGAGGCAGCCAUGAGUAGUCGAGAGGUGGUUGUUCUGAGUGUGGGAGGUGUGAGGUUUGUAACCCGGGCUUCCACCUUGCAGCAGUUCCCUGAGUCCAGGCUGGCACGGAUGGUGAGUGACGAUGACCGGGAAUUUAAACUGGUGAAUGGAGAGUUUUUUGUGGACAGAGAUGGAGCUUUGUUUAGUUACAUCAUGGACUUCUUAAGGACUCUCCAGGUGUCCUUACCAACUGAUUUCUCAGACUAUCAGAGGCUGCAGAGAGAAGCAGAAUUCUAUGGACUCUACCCCCUGGCCAACCUCCUGAGCCAAGAACAUUUGCUGAAGCCGAGGGUGGAGAUCUUGGAAGUGCGUUUUUCUCUCCAAGAAAUGCAAGCCUUUUUCCGGAUCUUUGGUUCCUGCAGUACCACUAUUGAGGCACUAGCUGAGCAGAUCACUGUGUUCACGGGGCAGCAGUCAGGACAGGGCUGGAACAGCCCUUUUCCUUCCCAGAAAACACUCGUUCCACUUCCUUUGGAAAGACCCUCUCAUCAUGAUAUGGUUUUUCUGUGUGGGACUGAGUAUUCUGCUGGUGACCAGUUUGUGGCCAGGUAUGUUUCCAUAAAGCCUGAUGAGAGAAAGCUGAUUAAUGGCACUAACGUGCUAGGCCUGCUGCUUGACACUUUACUCAAAGAUGGAUUUCGCCUCAUAAGCACCAGGACAGUCACCAGUGACGAGAAGGUUGAAUGCUACACUUUUGAAAGGAUGAAGAGGGCAGCAGGCCUUGCCAUCAUGGUGAACCAAACCCCAGGGAGCUCUGGGGUAGCACAGCCAAGGAGAAGCCAAGUACAGAAAGGGAAAUAAGGGCUUUUCCUUCCAUCUUUUGAAUGUAGAAGGGGGAUGUGUCAGCACUAGGGACAUUUGUUUCUGUUUUGGCUUGUUUGAAACUGCAGCUAUUGAGGGAAGUAACAAACACAUUUUCUUUCAAGUAUUUAGGGGAAAAAAAUUGCUUUCUUGCCUUUUACCACUCUACCCUCUUUUAAGUUAAAGAAGCCCAGAUUCAAUACUGGGUUUGUGGACCAGAUUUCAGCAAUUCCAAGAGUUGUUGUUUUUUCUCUGUGGCUAAAAUUUACAUGAGGACUCAGAAAGCAUCAGCCAUCCUUUCCAGAAAAUUGUUUUUAUGUUCUGUGCUAAUCUGCAAGUAGGUUUUAAAAACACGGUAAUACAUGAAGAUGAUGCAGCUGUCAUCGCAACAGUUAGGAGAAGGGGCUGGGGGAGGAAUGCAAACCCCAAUGAUUGAUUAGUGCUUCUACUCACUGACUCUUGCAGUUGGCUGAGGCAGUGGGAGGGGAACAUCCCGAGCUGUGCUGCUGUGUGGCUUUGUGAAAGCCAUCACUGAAGUCUGUGAAAUAAUGUAUGACUGUCUCUUGUCCUCUCCUCCUACUCUGGUGGCAUUAAGAUACUCUUUGGUUCUGAGAAUUAAAUUAUAAAGAUCUUUGUGAACAGAAGGUCAGUUAAUUUUUAGUGCUUUCACCACAAAAAGGAUGAAAAUGUGAUGAACAGCCCUUCAGAUGAAAGAGUUUGUACAGUUUCAAGCAAAGUAGUGCAAAUGAUUUUUUAGUUCUUGUUAAGUACAACACAAGGCUUAGCAGUUAAGUACAACUUGUUAAGUACAACAAGUUGGAAGGCUUAGCAGAUGUGGCUUUAAGAGCUUUGUUAGUACUGUACAAAGCUUUGUAAAGAUGCCAAAAUUAGCUCAGGUACUGAAAGAGGUAAGUUAAUGAAGCUUUAUAAAUUAAGAAUCUUCUGUCCUUCCAUCAAGAAGAUAGCAGUAACUUCAGGGAUUCAUUAGUUGCAUCUCAGUUUUGUUGCUGGUAAAACACAGAAUUCACAGAAUGACUAGGUUGGAAGAGACUUUAAAGAUCAUAGAGUCCAACCCAUUCCCCAACACCUCAGCUAAACAAUGGCAUUAAGUGCCACAUCCAUCUUUUUAAAUGCAUCCAGGGAUGGUGACUCCACUACCUCCCCAGGCAGACAAUUCCAGAACAUUGUGAGUCUCUGUGAAAAACUUUUUCCUAAUAUCCAACUUAUAUUUCCUUUGACACACCUUGAGAUGGCACCAUCUUCCCAAGGCUUAGAACAGCCCAGGAGAGCUACUUUGGGCUUUCUUGGCUGACCAGUUAGAUCUGGCUUUUCAUUAGUUUUAAAAUGUGAAUGCAUUACUUUAUUUGCAGCACUUGAUAAUGGGGGUGGGACUCAGCCAUCUGUUUCUUGCCUUAAGGAGUUUCAGUGAAAUGGAUCUUUCCAGACCAGAAAGAAGUGCCACUAUUGGGCACCUCUUUUUCUGGGCUACUACUCUGGGGCAUUUCAGCUUGACCCAAGUUCAGAAACUCAGUGAGGUCCUCUUUGCCUGUUCUAGAGCUGUUUGAGUUGAGAAUAAUGUGACUAUGGGACUGCAUUUCCCAGGCUGCUUACAGGUUAUGUAAUGAAUGUAAGACUGAAUGCUUCCACUUCAAAUGGGAUUUUUUUGGUUGGUAAUGUCAAUGUGUUCAUAUUUAUCUUCAAGUAAGAUAUUUCUUACAGUGAGAACCAUCAUUCACUGAACAACCUCCCCACAGAUGUGGUGGAGUCUCCCUUGUCAGAAAUUUUGAAGAGGAUACUAAAUUAUUUCAUGGACGCUCUGUGUUGCAUGAAAGGCUGGACCAGAUGAUCUUUUGAGUUCCCUUCCAGCCUGGCCUGUUCCAUGAUUCUGUGGAGCCCUUCUGUGAAGGUCUGUGCCAGAAAGCCUAUCAUGGUGGGCUUUGAGGUCACACCACUGUUGGGUGACAGAGCAGACAGGCUGUGUGGGAUGACUGUCCCCACAAGUUGCUGUGCUGCAGACAACGCUCCUUGUUUGGAAACAAUAACGUUGAUUAUUGGGUGAGUUACUGGCUGUGAAUAUUGUAGGUGGAGGGACUAGCCAAUGUGAAGCACGAGACAAAAAAAAAAAAGCAAAUUCUUACAAGAAAGAUUAAAAAAUAGACUUGAGGCUGUAUUUAGACAUUAUGCCCUAGAUGAUCACCAAUAGCAGUGAUGUAAGCUGAGACAAGUUUCAGAACACCUCACAGUAACAAUUACACUGUUUCACCUAGCACAAAAGUAGGGACACUUUGUUUUCCAUGCUGCAGCAGCCACUUUGAAAAUUGAAGUUUGGAUUCCAAUUUUUUUUUAAUAAAGUGAAAGAAAAGACAAAUACUUCAAUUUUUAAAGAGCUGCAAAGUUUUUACCUAUGCAAUCAUCCAUGUUCCAUGUCUUUGGCAAAAUGAAUGUUUGAUACAACCAUUUUAGUAACACUUUAUGAUGGGCUGAACACAUGGGUUAAUUUUUAUUUAGCACAGCAUCAUUCUAUAAAUGCAAUAUUUGGCUCUGGAAAAUAUACCAGUGCAAGUUGCUGUCAAGUAAAGAACCAUAUGUGCUUUACCCUUGGGUAACAGUGUGCUGUGGCUCUGUGCUUCUUUUGGAAGCAAAGCACAUGACCAUCAACAAGCUUGUGCUUCCAGAAUUCUUCCAGCAUUUAUUCUUACUUAGUUCUGAACUGAGAAGUAUCACCUUCUGUCAUUUUGUGUUCCUGCAGAGAACGUGAUUAGGCUCUUAUACAAUGCUUUCACUUUGUUGGGGUUUUUUUGUUCAUUUUUUAACUGAUAGUCCUUAAAUAAGUUUGACAGUAUGUGUGUGAACAACCUGAUAGAAAUCUGUUGAAAGCUUCUGACUGAUACUAGUAGGAUACCCAUGACUUCAAUGAAAGAUUGAUGGAAUAAAUUAAUUGAAUUUAAGCUGGUUCUUCAAGGAAAACUCCUCACUGGGUUUCCUUAUACAGAAAAAGGAAGCAGUGAUGAUAGAGCUACAGGUGUUGUGUAGCUUCAAGCUACAACUAAAUAGCAGUAAUUAUGGCGGAACAGGUCAAAUUAUUUGCAGACAAAUUAAUAUAAAAAUAGCAGUGAUUUACUAGGAGGAUCUUCAGCUGGCCUUCACCUUGCGAGGUUAUUUAUGCCACUGCAAAGUGUUGCUGAGUCAUGAUGGCAAAUUUUCUGUGCCCUCUUUGAAGUGGUAUGCAAUGUAACCUGCAGGCACUAGGGCAGGAAUUUAGAAAUAGUGGCCAAUGUUUUUGCUGCUCCUUCCCUUCUGAAGCCCCAAACAAGCGGGGAUGCAGCAGAGAGCAGACUGUGUGGUGUGUGCUCAGCAGAGUUAUUCACAUGGAAGGGAACAGCUGUACAAGUGAAUUUGGCUGGUAGGAACUACGAGUCUGAGUGAUUUUAAAAGCUGCUUCGUCAAAACCAGAUUAUGUGCUAAACUGAGUACUUCCACCCAAACCUUGGCAGGCAACUCAACUCUGGUAUCUCACAACACAAUCUUUGCUAGACUAGCAGUGUGUUAUAGGUGACUUGGUUGUGCUUUUACAUGUCACAGAACCAGAAGCUCUGAUUGCUCACAGCUAGCUCUCUUUUUGAUUAAAUGGGAAUGGUAUUUUGAGACAUUGAGACUUUUAUUUUCCAAUAAAAGUAAUUUGUUAUCCCUGACAUAAACCGCUUCUUCAAGUCAUUGCCAACUUUCUCAAGAAAAUUCCUUUUUUUCCUGUAAAGAUGCAAAAUUUGCUGAUUUCAGUAAACUUCACUGCUGUAUUUGCCUUUUUAUUCUU